GUCUCCGAGCUCUCAGGAGCUAUGCUGUGCCUCUACGCUAGGGUUUGUGGCAGCGCAGCGAAGAUCCGGGGCGCUCUCCACAUCGGUACGUCUUUCAAGCUGCGGGGAUCCCGAGCUCCAUUCUCCGCGGCGAUCGCCUGAUCCGGACGGAGCGGCGCGAGAGAUCGGAGGGGAGCGACAAGAUGGACAAGGUCGCGGGAUGGGUUGGAGGAAGCCUGGCGUCGGCAUUCUUCGCGUCGCUGGAGCGAUCGUCGUGCGUGACCUUGUCGACCACGGACACGGACGACGAGGAGGAUGUGCCGCUCGAGGUCCGGGUGGAUACCGGGCACCAGAGCAGCGCGUCCUGCGCGGAUCAUCAGGGCUACAAGCUGGGGCUCGUCGGCCACGACAAGUUCGUGAGGAGCAAUCCCAUGUCCGAUCGCUUCGGUGUUCUUGGCUUCCACCACGUCGAGUUUUGGUGUGGCGACGCCUCCAACACCUGGCGGCGAUUCGCGUGGGGGCUGGGGAUGCAUCUGGUGGCCAAGUCGGAUCACAGCACAGGGAAUCACACGUACUGCAGCUACGUGAUCAGCUCCCGUGAGCUCGUCUUCGCCUUCACUGCUCCUUACUCGUCCAAGAAGGCCGACCAGGAGCUCAGCCAGAUGCCACACCCGGGCUUCUCAUCGAGCGACGCACGGCGGUUCUUUUCCAUGCACGGGCUGGCGGUGCGAGCGGUGGGGCUCCUGGUGGAGGAUGCGGAGGAGGCUUUCCGGAAGAGUGUUCUUGGCGGAGCUCUGGCGGUGUUUCAGCCCCAGGAGCUCGCGGACGAGGCCACCGGUGCGAAGGCUGUGAUAUCAGAGGUGAAGCUGCUCGGGGACGUGGUGCUGAGAUACGUAAGCUUGAAGGGAUUCUCGGGAGCUUUCUUGCCGAAUUACACGCCGGUGGAGAGCCUCCCGCUCACUUCCGGGUUUGUGAGGCUCAGCUACGUUGCGGCGAAUGUUUACAACCUUCUCGACACCGUCAACCACAUUGUCAAGUUUACGGGAUUCCACGAGGUGGCCGAGUAUACGACGGACGACGUUGGGACCAAAGACAGCGGCUUGAACACCAUGGCUCUUGCGAGCAACAACGAGACGGUUGUUUUUUCGCUGAGUGAGCCGACUUACGGGACCAAGCGCCAGUCGCCCAUUCAGACUUACCUGGAGCAGAAUGAAGGCUCAGGGAUCCAGCGCUUGGCUCUUCAGUGCGACGACAUUUUUGGGACUGUGAAUGAUAUCCGUGAUAGGAUCGAUGCUGGUGGCUUUGAGUUCUUGCCAGCUCCUGGUCCCGAGUAUUAUGAUUCCAUGCGCGGAAAGGUUGGCAGCGUUUUGACUGAAGAGCAGAUACUUAAAUGCCAAGAGCUCGGUAUUUGGAUCGACAAGGACGAGCACGGCAUUCUCUUACAAAUAUUUACCAAGCCCGUAGGAGAUAGGCCCACCCUGUUUCUAGAGAUCAUCCAGCGUUUUACUUCGAUCGAAAGCCAGAGUUUUCAGGCGGACAAGUUCGAUGUUGUUGGGAAGGAUAACUUUUCGGCACUGUACCGAUGCUUGGAAGAGUAUGAGAAGACUCUGGAUGCAACACGGCAGAUUUAGCAAUGUAACUUACUGGUUCGUCGACAAGCAGCAAUGAGCUACUCAAGUAAACGCUGUGCAUCCCCUUGGACGUUGGGUAGGAUCGUUUGAUUGGGAGGAGUAUUUCAAACUUAAAUGCGGGGGUGGCAGUUCAGCGCGAAUGAGCAGAUGCAAAUAUGUGUUACGAAAUUGAAUCAGAUGGUAAUGUGGGA
Selaginella moellendorffii is the source of this 1801-nucleotide messenger RNA. RefSeq names its product 4-hydroxyphenylpyruvate dioxygenase. The transcript is spliced from 2 exons. Gene Ontology annotation, molecular function: 4-hydroxyphenylpyruvate dioxygenase activity. Bases 183 to 1610 code for a protein of 475 amino acids. The record is from RefSeq and is a predicted model, not a curated record. Gene Ontology annotation, biological process: L-tyrosine catabolic process. Lineage: Eukaryota; Viridiplantae; Streptophyta; Lycopodiopsida; Selaginellales; Selaginellaceae.